GUGAUUGGCAGGACCAGCAUCACUAACCCAGCUCCCUCCCCCCUGAAUGUGGGUCUGAACUGGAUCCCAACUGCCCCCCAUUUCUAUAGACAGGCAGACCCAGCCCCCCAGCUCCAAACACUCCUGGAGUUUUGUAGACGCUCAGAGCCAACCGAACUUUGCAGCUAGUGAAACCCCAGCUCUGGGGAGGCCCCUUCCCCACCCCAGCUGCCCUCCGCUCCCCCCGCCCCGUUCCUCCCACCCGGCAGAGUCCCCGCUCUUUGCUGGAGCCUGGACAUUUGUUAGCAAUUAGGGCUGGCGGGAGGGAGCGGGGAGCAGCCUGUCUUCUCCAGCACAUACUUUGUGUGUUGUAUUCCGGCGGGCGGGCGAGCUCGGGCGGAGAGAACUCCGAGGCCGGCUCGCCCCAGGCCGCGGCCAUGGGAGGAGUGGAGGCUGCCGGGGGAGACCCGCUGCUCGGGGUGGUUUUGAAAUAGCGAGGAAGUUGAUCUGGGCUCCCGACCAAGGAGCGAGAGGGAGAGAGGAAAGGGGGAGCCGGGAGGAGCCAGGAUCAUGCACUCGGCUUGUUGAAGCCCAGCAGGCCAGACGGGGAUGCCUGCGAGGAGAGGCGACCCCGGUGCAGAGCGCUAAGGGGGGAAGUGUUGGCACGGAGGGGGCUGUGGGGCCUUUCCCAUCCAGGGGCUGACCAGCCUCCCUUCCCGUGUGUUCCUCGCCCCAGAACCCGCUUGCUUGGACCCCUGUGAGAGGACCAUGAAAGAAGACCUCAUUGGAGAGGACGACGACAUGCCAUCCUUCCGAUACAGACCAGACGGCAGGACACGGACCAACUGCAGCCGGUGCCAGAAGAAUCUGUCGCUCCAGACCUCCGUCAAAGGGCUGUACGUCUUCUGUGUCUUGCUGAUCAUCGCCGUGAUGGUGCUGGCGUCCCUGGGGCCAGGAGGAGAACCCAGGUCUCCAGUGUCCUGUGCACUAGAGCAGCCCCUGUCCAAACCAAGCCAGCGUCCAACCCCCUCUCCAUCCCCUGAUUCUCAGCGCAGAGCUCGUGGUCCGAGACCCCGCCAGCAUCCCGACAGGGCACCGCUCACCAGUGAGCCUGGCAUCUCGAUCCUCUUGUGGCUGCUUCAGUGGGAAAGCAGCGCGGCUCCCUUGACCUGCAGCCCACCGGGGAGCAGAGAUCCCGGAGAGCACGGCCUGAAGAAAUCCCCAAGUCGCAGGGUGGGUUCCCGCCUCUCGCGACGAGCGAAGACCACCCACAGUCCCUCAGAGCCGUGGGCCAGCAGCAGCCUUGCCCGGGGAAUCUCUUGUUUGGCCUGCGUGCCAGUUAAGCUCAGUCAUUGGCAUAGUGGUUUCCUUUGGGCUUUUUUUGCAGUGUUUUAUUUUGGGCAGAGAGAGCUGCCAGAUCCCACAGCCCUGGGUAUCGGAGGAGCCUCUGCCUAAGCCCCGCUCUCUCUCCAGCCCUGAGGAGCUAAGCGUGGGUGGCCUGGAACAGCCCGCUCCUCCUCCCUGCUCUCCGGAAGGUCCUACACAGAGCACGUGUCACACCCCGGGCUUCUUCUCCCCAGCUAGGAUGGGCCACCAGAGCACAGGUCUUCUCCAUGGGCCCCUGCCAUCUGGCUGGCCCUCUGCACCAGGGGAGUAGAGACUUGCCAGGCUGGCCCUGCAACACCAACCGGCUACAACGCUGACAUGGUGAUGCAACCUUGCCAUGCUGUGCGACGGCUGCCCGCGGAGACCAGCCGGCUGGACCUCACCCAGCUGCUGUCUGCGCCGACACAGACACGCCCAAGGCACAGUGCCAUUAAAUAGGGCCUCACCCGGCACUGGGGCAAAGGGGCUUUCCCAUCUCUGGGCAUCCCCGAGCAGGGGCCUGGCACAUUCCUUGGGCUCCAAGAAGCUAGCAGGGGGAGGGGCAAAGAGAGGAUAAAUCCAUUAACGAUUGUGAGGAGCCCAGAUACUGCGGUGAUGGGGACCCUGCGAGAGAUUAGAGAGAACAAACAAGUUGUUUCAUCACAGACGGAGAGAUGGGGCCAGACCAAGAGCGGGAUCCAAACUCACCCCCUUCGCAGUAGAGCUCCGUGCGGGUGGAAGCUGGGAACUCAGGCCUGGCCGGGCCCAUCUGGGUCAUCGAGUCUGGGUCCCUGGUCUCCUGGGCGUCCCCAGUCUGGAAUCCCAUUUGUACACUUGACAAGCUCCGUCUUCAGCCCAGCGAGGUUGUUAAUCCCGUGUCUCUGCAAUGGGUCAAAGCAGAACCUAGCACCCUCAGCCGGGGGGGCGCCAAAGCCCAGAUCUGAACCUGAACACGCCCAGUGUCGGGACUGACUUAACGCGCUUGAGCCAGCACUUCAGGCUGGGACCUCCGAUCCAAACCCAGAACCUCUCCUGACCCCGUCUGCCCAUCAGCGCCCGUCCCUUCUCCCCUGGCCUGCCGAGCCCUGGGGCAGCAGCUCAACGAACGCCCCAGCGUAGGUGACCUUUCCCCGAUCCGUAACCUUUCCCUUUCCCAACUCCUGAAGAAGGGCUGGCUUCCCUUGGCGGGUCUGAUUCCAGCCCGCUCUGGGCUCCUUGCCCAUCCCACACUCCAGAGCGGCAGGAGGCCUUUGGCUGCCGCUCCCAUUUGUCAGCCCAUGAAAAUGGCCUCCAUAAUCAGGUUUGGACGGGAAGAGGCCCACCGCAGAGCAGGGAUACGGGAGAAGCUCUUGGCAGAGGGAGGUGAUGCAGGCGACAGCGUUUCUGGCUCGCUGGGCAAGGGUUGGAAACGCCAGGUGGUCCUUUGUAUGAAUAGCGGGAGUGGGCCAGACCCCCAGCUGGUGCAAAGUGGCCGCCACACAGCUCCCCCCGGCUGAGUGUGCAACCCCGGUCGAAUCCCGCCCACCCGAAGGAUUCGAGCCAACUGUUUCCAAUGCUGGCUCCGCUUUCUCCACCCCUUCCUAUGCUCCAGCGAUGCCUGGCCACUCCAGCGCCUUGGAAGGUUUCCCACGUGCUCAGCGCCCAUUAAAAAUGGACAUUCCCUGCUCAUGUUCAUCGCUUGUAAAUUACAUCUGGGAGGAAAUCAAUAGAGGGAGAUGGAUGGGGACCCGCCGCCGCCCCUACUGGAAAGUUUAAGCAGCACCCAACGUGGGAAUGGCUCUUGCCCCGGGGGCCAAUAUUCACCUCCCACCCUGCUCUCUCUUACCAGGGACGUGGUCUGGAUCAGGUCUGUGCUGAGCUGCGCAGACCCCGGUG
Molecule: messenger RNA, 3219 nt
Organism: Chrysemys picta bellii (western painted turtle)
Lineage: Eukaryota; Metazoa; Chordata; Testudines; Emydidae
Source: RefSeq, a predicted model, not a curated record